Babesia bigemina is the source of this 2835-nucleotide messenger RNA. RefSeq lists its product as hypothetical. The transcript has a single exon. The coding region runs from base 1 to 2835 and encodes 944 amino acids. Lineage: Eukaryota; Apicomplexa; Aconoidasida; Piroplasmida; Babesiidae. The record is from RefSeq and is a predicted model, not a curated record.
AUGUUGUUGCCUAGCAUUGGCUGCCUCGACUGGUUGCCUUGCGACUUCGGGGAUCCACCCGAGUUACUUAGCACCAACGCGCUCGCCAUCUGCAACAUCGAUAUCGAUGACUUUGUCCCUGCGCCUGUGAUAUGUCCACGCCGAGUCAACGAUACGGAAUAUGUUUGGCAUCCUCAACCAACGUCGGCUGAGGUCGGUAAAAUUAACACGUACGUGGGUGGCUAUGGUGCGCUGCAAUCCGUUGCUUUGUCGGCUGUGAUUAGAACUGAAUCCAGCAAUAAUCUCGUAUGGCUGGAAUCCGAGGAAUCGGGCGUGGUACUGCAUUUCGGCAUUUCAAUAGACGAAUUGGUUGCCAUUACUGAAAACCGUUUGAUAUUCAUCUGUGGACCGCGAGACUUGGUGUUGAGUGAUACGCUGCAACGUGAGCUGUAUCGCCUCGACGGCUUCCCCCAUAUGCAAGCGAUGUCAUGGACUCCAACAACGCCGCUGACUGAGGAGAUAGACAAGAUUGGGAAUGGGCUUGGUGUGGUGCUCGUCCAAAGAGGACGUGAGAAUCUGCCGCUUCAAGGUUGUGGCAGCCGUGACUCGCCACUGUUUGCUGCGGGCAAUGAAGUGACUGUAGACCCCGUAACCGGAACACGUUCAUGCGUGGUGGAUCCCAUGUCCAGGUUGCCCAUAGGGUUUGUUUGCGAAGGUAAUGUUGAACCCAGCGAUUGCAUGAGAUUGCUGUUAAACGAGGAUGGCGACGUUGUAAUUGCCCCAGAGCCACAUGCGCAUUGGAAUUUCAAGUACAAUAGACCAUGGGUGGUAGUUCAAUAUUUUAACAACCUAGCAUUGCCACCAUUCAGUGGUGAAUGUAAGUGCAUUGAUUCCGAAACAGAUCAAGUGAAAGCCAGAAUAGAGAUACGUCCGAAAACCGAAUAUGAAUGUGACAUAGCAAGUAUGAUAUUCCGCAAUCGGGUGCGACCAAUCAGCGGGCCUUGGUGUUCGGUGGUGCUUGAUCCGGGCAGCACCUUGACGAUACGGUUACCAGAAACGCUAGUGAAUACAUUUUAUAUUGAACAAAACGAGGAAGACAACGACGAAGAUAUAGAAGAGGAUGUCAUUACUGUCCCAUUCUCCCAACAGCCAUCUGUCUAUGAAUACGAAACUGAGUUUCUGCCUAACGACUUGAUCAUGCUGCGUCAAAUGAAAUCAAUUCGUCGUACUGAUCUUAACGACGAAAUCCCGUAUCACCAAGCCCUUGCUGGUGACGCCAUCGAACUGGAUGUUUCACAAAUAUCCCGGGGUGAGGUGAAGCUGAAGUACCGUAUGGACAGGCCCCUCGCAUUGAAAAGCGGCACGAAUUCAUUUUUUUAUCAUUGGAGUUUGAUAUCAAGAAACCAUAAUGUGCUAGAAAAAACACGAGCAAUUGUCAAUGUCUCCUUUGCGUUUACUCAUUACUACAAUAUCGUCGCUUGCGACCGAAAGCGAGAACCGGUGUUCGACCGCGAGAUUAGCAAGCAACAUUGCGUAACAAAAUCGGUGGGAAAUGGGAUAGGUGAAACGUAUCAGUGCACGUUCAAUGAAACUUCGCAUAUUUUGUGGGCGGGUAUUAACUGUGCUGCCGAGGAAGAGUUAUUGCCCGAUAAUUGUGGAUAUGCAGGUUACGAUUUACGCUCCAAUAACAUCAUGCCGUUGCCCAGCACGGUGUUCAAGGCGACUGCAUACCCUAUCCCAGGAUUUCAAUUAUUCGACAUGUGGUUCCAACACGGAUCUUUCACUUAUGCCUGCAUCUGUGUCGAUCAGCGUGGAUACGAAACUUCCAGGCUUAUUUUAGAGUUCAGCCAGGAAGAGCAUAAGGAAUUUACAGUACUUCUUAGAACGGGGUUCAAUAGGCUCCUUCCAUACCAAUGGCUGCCUUGGCACAACGUAAAAUUGUUACUUGACGGACCCACAUCGAACAGAUCGAUUGUGAUGCAGCACACAUCCAAACAUGUCAUUGAACUACAAGUAGGCACAACGUUGUCAUUGCAUUGUGGAGUUGGCCCUGAGUUGAGGGGCUUUGGAAGAAUUGGAAAUAUCACAACGACAUGGCUGCCAGAGCAACUGGAUGAGUUCCAUUAUACUGUCGUCCACACAUCACUUGGGCGUACACUUACUAGAAAAUCGCACAAAGAUUCAGUAGUUCCAACGUCCGGCGGCCUGGAAGUCAGACGCAAAACGACUGAGAUGAGACCUGCAUAUAAACAACUGAUGUUAAAGUUGCCUAUGGGCGCCAUAGUAAUAUCAAAAGACCCAUUUCACAAGAAAUAUGUGCCGAUGAGAUUUGUAUGCGGCAAGACGCCCACAACAUCGGAUUUGUCUACAGCCACCGGUAACCCAUCUACCAAUUCCAACAUCACAGAAUCAUCGGGGAAAUACACUUGGCACCUCGUUAAGAUAAAAUUGGAAACCACUGACCCCUAUAUGCAGGGUUGCGGUGUUACCUACGAAACAGAUGAGCUGUUCAAACGUGAUACACCCAAAAUCUACGAUGAGAACGAACAAGAAAUCGGAUGCAUGAUAGACCUCCAAGCUGCUAAGGAAGCGGCGUUUUACUGCCCAGGUCCUUAUCUCUUGGACCCACCCAACUGCUUCAACAAAGUUUACGUUGAAGAUGAAGUGAAGCACCUGGGUGACGUUAGCCAGUCAUUGGUAGCGUCACAUUCCAACCACUUCGUCGUUAUAAAGUUCGACAGCGAGCUCGUAGGGCGGGGGGAAACGCUGCGCCAAACGCCGCCGUUGGGGUGCCGCUGCGUGACCACCAAGGGUAUCGUUCUCUCCACCAUCCGGAUUAAGAACUACUACGCCUAG